Pyricularia oryzae 70-15 is the source of this 2674-nucleotide messenger RNA. Its product is annotated as protoporphyrinogen oxidase. The record is from RefSeq and is a predicted model, not a curated record. Gene Ontology annotation, cellular component: mitochondrial inner membrane. NCBI's taxonomy places the organism in Eukaryota, Fungi, Ascomycota, Sordariomycetes, Magnaporthales, Pyriculariaceae. Gene Ontology annotation, biological process: heme biosynthetic process. Gene Ontology annotation, molecular function: protoporphyrinogen oxidase activity, oxygen as acceptor. The transcript is spliced from 3 exons. The coding region runs from base 342 to 2429 and encodes 695 amino acids.
CUCACGCCACCCAAGAACACAGAGUCCCUCCCGAUCAGUCCAUCACGUCAAACUUUGAGAUAAAAUCGCCGCUUCAACGGAUUAUCUAGCUAUAGAAUUUGGACUUUGGACUUUGCCUUCUGUCCAUCUGUCCAAUGGCUGACAAUUGCAUAUUAUAAUUCAACUUCUUGCGUGUAGUCUUGUGAGAUGGUCCGUGUCGCUGCAAAAUCUUAGGAAGCCAUCGAAAAGGGACGGGCAACAAAACAACUCCCGUUGUUUGGAGCGGCUGUUUGAGCAGACCUCUCACCCGAUCCUUUCCAUUCGUGCGUCACCAAGGCGGACGGCAAAACAAUACCGGCCUCAUGCUGUCCAGGAUCGGCGCGACAGCGGCCCACGCGCCUGCGAAGGUGGAGCUGUGUCUCCGCGCCGCGCCGCCGUGCCUCGCAUCAUCAUCAUCAUCAUCACGAAGGGGGCCGAAAAGCCAUCAUAUCGGCCACAGAAGCAAUGGGUUCGUUGUCUGGACCGCACGGCGGGGCUACGCCAGCAGCAGAAGCGUCAUCACAAAGGACAAGCCCGACUCAAAGAUCGCGGUGCUCGGCGGUGGGCUGACGGGGCUAUCCACGGCCCUGUUCCUCUCCGUCUUUGCACCCAGGGCCAGCAUCACGCUGUACGAGGCCAACGAGCGCCUGGGCGGCUGGGUGCACACGGUCGACUCCGAGGCCGAGGACUCACAGGGGAGGCCGCAUAGCGUACGGUUCGAACGAGGGCCGAGGGUGGUGCAGCUCAAGGAGGGCGAUGCAAACUCUCGCCUCUAUGUGUUGUUGCUUCAUCAACUGGGCAUAGCAGACCAGGCGUGGGCUUUGGGCCAAGAUUCGGAACUGGCGCGCCGCUACAUCUACCACCCAGACCAUCUUAUCGAUCUCACCGGCCCUUCGAACAGUGACAACCGCCUCAUCAAAGCUGUUUCAUUGGCUCGCUUCGCCGGUAGGAUGCUUAAAAACGCACUGACGGAACCAGCGCUCAAGGGCCUGCUGCCAGCCCUCGCCCACAUGCUCUCCAACAGAAAGCCGCUGGGGGCCGAGGAGUACUGCCGGUGCCUCGUCGACAGCGAGGACGAGUCGAUAGGCAGCUGCCUGACGCGGAUAUUUGGCGGACGCAGCAGCGUGGCCGACAACCUGGCCUCGGCCAUGACGCACGGCAUCUACGGCGGCGAUAUUUGGAAGCUGAGCAUCCAGUCGACGCUGUUUGCGAGGGCGCAGAUGUUUCCCUACCGCCUCGACGUGCCCAAGGCGUCGAGAGCUUCUAGCUUUUCCGUGGAGAGGCUCAGCGACCUGAACAUGAUGACAUUUGUCACCAAGGCCUCGUCCAAGGACUCUGUGGUGACUGGUCAGAGGCUCCUGGGCGGCUACACGGGCUUCUACGGCGGCAUGGAGGCGCUCACAGAGGCGUUAGUGCAGGCUUUGCGCAAGCGGAGCAAUGUUACGAUAGAGACGGGCAGCUUGGUGGCUGAUGUAGCGCCGUCGUCAAAUAAACUUGUAGAGGUCAAAACAGCCAAGUCAACGGCAACUUUUGACAAGGUCAUAUCGACCUUGUUCAGCCGGCAGCUGGCUUCUAUUACAGGCGGACGCGUUCCCGCCCUCGGCGAGAAAAAGGGUGCGUCCAUGCAUGUAGUCAACAUCUGGUUCCCGAGAUCCGGCCUGAACCAUCCGCACCACGGCUUUGGCUACCUUAUAUCAUCCCAAGCCGACGUCGAACGGGGUCUGCUUGGUGUCCUCUUCGACUCUGACCGCGAAGGAGCCAUCUGGCGGGAAUCAGAACAACGGGAACAGGGCGAAAAGGUCUCAUCCUUGGUCGCCCGCCAGCAACCCCCAACCGGCACCAAGCUGACGGUUCUCCUGCGCGUGCCCUCGGAGGACGAGCCAUCACGGACUCCCGAACAGGCCGAAGUCAUCGCCCUCGCCCACGUCCGGCGGCAGUUCGGCAUCGCUGCCGACGAACCCGUCCACACCCAGGUUAGCACUGCGCGCGACUGCAUCCCGCAGCACGAGGUCGGCCACCAGGAGAGCCUGGCAGCCGCGCACGCCCAGCUCGAGUCCGCCUUUGGGGGCCGCCUCGCUGUCGCGGGCCCCUCGUACACCGCACCGGGCAUCCUGCCCUCCAUCCGCGCCGCCUUUGACGUCGCCGCCAGCUGCACCGGACUCGAUGCCGCCUACCGCGGCCUGGCCCCGUCUGCUGCCGACCACGCGCCGGCCGAGUUUUCCCUCGUUUCCGACCCGACCGUGGGUGCCACGGGACUGGGCCGCUUCGCCGACGGCAGGAGGUCCAUGUGGGAUGACCUCGCAAUAGUCGAUGGCGCGGUCAAGGCGGACUUUGUGGGCCUGAAGAAGGAGUCUCUGCAGCGCGUAAUCGUGCCCCGGCUGCAGUUUGGUAGCUUUUCCAAGUCCUCGUAGCCGGGGACCAUUACGGAUAGAUGGCACUGGAUGUGCGUACAAACGACGCAGGAUUGUAUAGGUCAAUUUUGAAGCCUUGGUGCUAUCGACAACCAUGUUCAAGAUCAUGUAUGUAUACGCGCGGGAAUCUAUUGGGUGGCUUUCAAGGUCAUCCGUUCCAUGUAUCCAACUGGGCUCAUGUAUUCAAACAAUGUAACAAUCCCGAACAAGAAUCAAAGCAGAAUCAAUAUAUAUAUUUUGCCAUA